Messenger RNA from Candidula unifasciata, 5910 nucleotides. The record is from the annotation of a GenBank genome assembly. Lineage: Eukaryota; Metazoa; Mollusca; Gastropoda; Stylommatophora; Geomitridae.
GUGCCUGAGCCUCUUCCAGAUGAUGAUGAAGAGUUUGAACUGCCUGAAUUUGUGCAGCCGUUCCUUCAGGAUACCCCACUGUACACAGACAACACUGCCAAUGGCAUUGCUUUAUUGUGGGCUCCACGGCCUUUCAACUUGAGAUCAGGGCGCACACGCAGGGCAAUUGAUGUGCCGCUAGUCAAGUCUUGGUAUAGAGAACACUGUCCUGCUGGGAUGCCAGUAAAAGUGAGGGUGUCAUAUCAGAAGCUGCUCAAGUAUUAUGUUCUCAACGCUCUCAAGCAUCGGCCACCAAAAGCUCAGAAGAAGAGAUACCUGUUCAGAUCUUUCAAAGCCACCAAGUUCUUCCAGACCACACAGCUGGACUGGCUGGAGGUGGGUCUACAGGUCUGCAGGCAGGGCUACAACAUGUUGAACCUACUGAUCCAUCGUAAGAACCUCAACUAUCUACAUUUGGAUUACAACUUUAACCUGAAGCCAGUCAAGACCCUCACCACAAAGGAGCGUAAGAAGUCUCGUUUCGGCAAUGCCUUCCACUUGUGCCGUGAGAUUCUGAGACUUUCCAAGCUGGUGAUUGACAGCCAUGUACAGUACAGAUUGGGAAAUGUGGAUGCCUACCAGCUUGCAGAUGGUUUACAGUACGUGUUUGCUCACGUGGGUCAGCUGACUGGCAUGUACAGGUACAAGUACAAGCUCAUGAGACAGAUCAGGAUGUGCAAGGACCUCAAGCACCUCAUCUACUACAGGUUUAACACUGGCCCUGUUGGGAAAGGUCCUGGGUGUGGAUUCUGGGCACCUGGGUGGAGAGUCUGGAUGUUCUUCAUGAGAGGGAUCACGCCGUUGCUGGAACGAUGGCUAGGUAACCUGCUGUCAAGACAGUUUGAGGGCAGGCACAGCAAAGGCGUGGCCAAAACUGUCACCAAGCAGAGGGUGGAGAGCCACUUUGAUCUGGAGUUGAGAGCUGCUGUAAUGCAUGAUAUUUUGGACAUGAUGCCGGAGGGAAUCAAGCAGAACAAAGCCAGAACCAUCCUUCAGCACUUGUCUGAAGCCUGGAGAUGUUGGAAAGCAAAUAUUCCCUGGAAGGUACCCGGCCUGCCAAUUCCGAUUGAGAACAUGAUCUUGCGUUACGUCAAAGCUAAAGCUGAUUGGUGGACAAAUACAGCACAUUACAACAGGGAAAGAAUCAGGCGUGGAGCCACUGUAGACAAAACUGUGUGCAAGAAGAACUUGGGACGUCUGACCAGACUGUAUCUGAAGGCAGAGCAGGAGAGGCAGCACAAUUACCUGAAGGAUGGUCCCUAUAUCACAGCUGAGGAAGCCGUGGCUAUCUACACCACCAUGGUCCACUGGCUGGAGAGCAGAAGAUUUUCACCCAUUCCUUUCCCUCCUUUGUCUUACAAGCAUGACACCAAGCUGCUCAUUCUGGCCCUUGAGAGGCUCAAGGAGGCCUACAGUGUGAAGAGUCGAUUGAACCAAUCUCAGAGAGAGGAGCUGGGUCUGAUUGAACAAGCUUUUGACAACCCUCAUGAAGCCCUGUCCAGGAUUAAACGUCAUUUGCUGACUCAAAGAGCCUUCAAAGAGGUUGGCAUUGAGUUCAUGGAUCUCUACAGUCAUUUGAUUCCUGUGUAUGAUGUUGAACCAUUGGAGAAGAUCACAGAUGCAUACUUGGACCAGUACCUGUGGUAUGAAGCUGACAAGCGUAGACUGUUCCCACCAUGGAUCAAACCCUCAGAUACCGAACCUCCUCCACUGCUCACUUACAAAUGGUGCCAAGGCAUCAACAACCUGCAGGAUGUGUGGGACACCAGUGAAGGAGAAUGUAACGUCAUGAUGGAGUCCAGUUUUGAGAAGAUGUACGAGAAGAUUGAUUUGACCCUUCUCAACAGACUGCUGCGUCUCAUUGUUGACCACAACAUUGCUGAUUACAUGACCGCCAAGAACAAUGUGGUCAUUAACUACAAGGACAUGAACCACACAAAUUCUUACGGAAUUAUCCGAGGCUUGCAGUUUGCUUCUUUCAUUGUCCAGUACUAUGGGCUUGUUUUGGAUCUCCUUGUCCUGGGUCUUCAUCGAGCCAGUGAGAUGGCAGGGCCACCCCAGUUGCCUAAUGAGUUCCUCACUUACCAGAAUGUGGUCACAGAACAGGCCCAUCCAAUCAGAUUGUACUCUCGCUAUAUCGACAAAAUCCACAUUUUCUUUAGGUUUACAGCAGAGGAGUCCCGUGACCUGAUCCAGAGAUACCUGACGGAGCACCCAGAUCCCAACAAUGAGAACAUUGUCGGCUACAACAACAAGAAGUGCUGGCCCAGAGAUUCUCGCAUGAGGCUGAUGAAACAUGAUGUCAACUUAGGGCGUGCUGUGUUCUGGGACAUCAAGAACAGAUUGCCUAGGUCAGUGACUACCAUCCAGUGGGAGUCCAGCUUUGUGUCUGUCUACAGUAAGGACAACCCCAACCUGCUGUUCAACAUCUGUGGCUUUGAGUGCCGCAUCCUGCCCAAGUGCAGGACUCAGCAUGAGGAGUUCACUCACAAAGAUGGAGUCUGGAACCUACAGAAUGAGGUGACUAAAGAGAGGACAGCACAGUGUUUCUUGAGAGUUGAUGAAGAUUCCAUGGGCAAGUUUCAUAACAGAGUCAGGCAGAUCUUGAUGGCUUCUGGUUCUACAACAUUCACCAAGAUUGUGAACAAAUGGAACACCGCACUGAUUGGACUGAUGACAUACUUCAGAGAAGCUGUAGUGAAUACACAAGAAUUACUGGACCUCUUGGUCAAAUGUGAGAACAAAAUCCAGACUCGAAUCAAGAUCGGUCUCAACUCCAAGAUGCCCAGCAGAUUUCCCCCGGUGGUGUUCUACACUCCGAAAGAGUUAGGGGGUCUGGGCAUGCUGUCCAUGGGCCAUGUGCUGAUUCCUCAGUCAGACUUGCGUUGGUCCAAGCAGACUGAUGUCGGCAUCACCCAUUUCUUGUCUGGGAUGUCUCAUGAUGAGGAUCAGCUGAUUCCUAACUUGUACAGGUACAUUAUGCCCUGGGAAAGUGAGUUUAUCGACUCUCAGCGAGUUUGGGCAGAGUAUGCCCUCAAGAGACAUGAAGCCAAUGCACAGAACCGCCGCUUGACCCUGGAAGAUUUGGAAGACAGCUGGGAUCGCGGUAUUCCUCGUAUCAACACACUGUUUCAGAAAGAUAAGCAGACUUUGGCCUAUGACAAGGGCUGGAGAGUCCGUACAGAUUUCAAACAGUACCAGGUGCUGAAACAGAACCCAUUCUGGUGGACUCACCAACGGCACGACGGGAAACUGUGGAACCUGAACAACUACAGAACAGACAUGAUCCAGGCACUAGGUGGUGUGGAGGGUAUUCUUGAGCACACACUGUUCAAGGGAACCUAUUUCCCAACAUGGGAGGGUUUGUUCUGGGAGAGAGCAAGUGGAUUUGAGGAGUCCAUGAAGUACAAGAAGUUGACCAAUGCUCAGAGGUCAGGUCUGAACCAGAUCCCCAACCGAAGGUUUACUCUCUGGUGGUCACCAACAAUCAACAGAGCCAAUGUGUACGUGGGUUUCCAGGUGCAACUGGACUUGACUGGUAUCUUUAUGCACGGCAAGAUCCCCACACUGAAGAUCUCACUGAUCCAGAUUUUCAGGGCCCAUUUGUGGCAGAAGAUUCAUGAGAGCAUUGUUAUGGAUUUGUGUCAGGUUUUCGAUCAAGAGUUGGAUGCUCUGGAGAUAGAAACUGUGCAGAAAGAGACUAUUCAUCCCCGCAAGUCCUACAAGAUGAACAGCUCCUGUGCAGACAUUCAGCUGUUUGCUGCCUAUAAGUGGAAUGUUGCCAAGCCAUCACUUUUGGCUGACAGCAAAGAUGUGAUGGACGGAGCCACCACACAGAAAUACUGGAUCGAUGUGCAGCUGAGAUGGGGCGAUUAUGACUCCCAUGAUGUUGAGAGAUACGCCAGGGCCAAGUUUCUGGACUACACCACCGACAACAUGAGUAUCUACCCAUCUCCCACCGGCCUUCUGAUUGCCGUGGAUCUGGCUUAUAACUUGCACAGUGCAUACGGCAACUGGUUCCCUGGAGCGAAACCUCUGAUCCAGCAAGCCAUGGCAAAGAUCAUGAAAGCCAACCCGGCCUUGUAUGUGUUGAGAGAGAGAAUACGUAAAGGUCUGCAGCUGUACUCAUCCGAGCCUACUGAACCAUACCUGAGCUCUCAGAACUAUGGAGAGCUCUUCUCAAACCAAAUCAUUUGGUUUGUGGACGACACUAAUGUGUACAGAGUCACUAUCCACAAGACGUUUGAAGGCAACUUGACCACAAAACCAAUCAACGGGGCUAUCUUUAUUUUCAACCCUCGAACUGGUCAGCUGUUCUUGAAGAUCAUCCACACCUCUGUGUGGGCGGGCCAGAAACGUCUGGGUCAACUGGCCAAGUGGAAGACUGCAGAAGAGGUGGCUGCUUUGAUCAGAUCUCUGCCAGUGGAAGAGCAGCCUAAACAGAUUAUUGUCACACGCAAGGGCAUGUUGGAUCCACUUGAGGUACAUCUUCUGGACUUCCCCAACAUUGUCAUCAAAGGAAGUGAACUGCAGCUACCAUUCCAAGCUUGUCUGAAGGUGGAGAAAUUUGGUGACCUAAUCCUCAAGGCCACAGAGCCACAGAUGGUUCUCUUCAACUUGUAUGAUGACUGGCUGAAAACAAUUUCAUCAUACACGGCUUUCUCUCGUUUGAUAUUGAUUCUACGAGCCCUGCACGUGAACAAUGACAAAACUAAGAUCUUACUGAAGCCUGACAAAACUACUGUCACAGAAGCACAUCAUAUCUGGCCAACACUGUCGGACGAGGAGUGGAUGAAGAUUGAAGUGCAGCUGAAGGAUCUCAUCCUGGCUGAUUACGGAAAGAAAAACAAUGUCAAUGUCAGCUCCUUAACCCAGUCUGAAACCAGGGACAUCAUUCUGGGCAUGGAGAUUUCCGCACCCAGCGCUCAAAGGCAGCAGAUUGCAGAAAUUGAGAAACAGACCAAGGAACAGUCUCAGAUGACAGCAACCACCACUCGGACAGUCAACAAGCAUGGAGACGAGAUCAUCACCACUACCACGUCCAACCAUGAGACGGCCACCUUCUCAUCCAAGACUGAGUGGCGUGUGAGAGCUAUAUCUGCUACCAACCUUCACCUGCGAACCAACCACAUCUACGUCAGCUCUGAUGACAUCAAGGAGACUGGUUACACUUACAUCCUGCCGAAGAAUGUUCUCAAGAAGUUUAUCAUUAUCUCUGAUCUUCGGGCACAGAUUGCAGGCUACCUGUAUGGAGUAAGUCCACCAGACAAUCCUCAGGUGAAGGAGAUCAGGUGUAUCGUCAUGCCACCACAGUGGGGCACUCAUCAGACAGUUCACCUUCCUAACCUGCUGCCUGGGCACGAGUACCUGAAUGAAAUGGAACCUUUGGGCUGGAUCCACACACAACCCAAUGAGUUGCCCCAGCUGGCUCCACAGGAUAUCACAACUCACGCUAAGGUUAUGGCUGACAAUCCUUCCUGGGAUGGAGAAAAAACUGUUGUCAUCACAUGCAGUUUUACCCCUGGGUCUUGCUCACUGACGGCCUACAAGCUGACACCAAGUGGUUACGAGUGGGGCAGGCAGAACAAAGAUACAGGCAACAACCCCAAGGGCUACCUUCCAUCUCAUUAUGAGAGGGUUCAGAUGCUGCUCUCAGACAGGUUCUUGGGAUUCUUCAUGGUGCCGGCACAGAACUCAUGGAACUACAAUUUCAUGGGUGUGCGUCAUGACCCCAACAUGAAGUACGAACUGCAGUUAUCAAACCCCAAGGAGUUCUACCAUGAGAUCCACCGUCCAUCUCACUUCCUGUUCUUCAGUCAGAUGGAAGAGCAUGAGCAGGCGGGCGCGGACAGGGAAGACCUGUAUUCUUAG